AUGGCAGGUUCUGGUGUCAAUCAAGCCGUGACUAAGGAUGGAGGCGCAUACAACAAGCUCCAGCGACCGCAAGACUAUCUGAUGUCCACGUCUACUCCUCCACCGCGAAAGCACACAACACACCUCGGCCCGCCCGCCCCACCGUUCAGUAGCAAGCGAAAGCACGACAAAGCAGACGACAGCAUCCAACACAAACGCGCCAAGCUCGUCCAGACGGAAGACGUAAAUGCGAAUGCUAGGAGUUGGCCCGCAAACAAAUCAUCCCGACGCACAAAGUUUGGCAUCCAGGUGGAGCUGCCAGGUCUUGACGAAGACGGUUCAUCGGACGAUGGCAUUGGAGAAGCAUUGGCCUAUCUUCGCGAAGUGAGAUCAGAAGCAUCUGCUAUACCUGAUUUGCUGGGGUCUAGCACGACGCGUGCUCACGGCUCAAAUCAGCAUCACAGACACGCCGUUUUCCGGGAAGGCACGUGGAUAGCCAUCGAUGAGGAUCUCGAGUAUCAGAACAAGGAAGAAGGCAGCGACGAGUCGAUCGUUUCCGACCCACAAAACCGACUGCACCAACUGCUGCUCAAGCGAUUCUGCACUCUUCGUGCAGCGCUUGCAGCGGCCGCAAAUAAUGACCGUGCCACCGAAAUACCUGCGUCUCCAGGUAUAACUUCGGGAUCCUGGUUCGAUACCUUGGAGACGGAAUAUCCUAAGCUCAACCAUGUCGCACGCUUGAAAAGCACGACAUUGUAUGCUGCCCUAAAGAGAUGUGCAAAUACAAUCGAACAGGCAACAACUAUCUCCCCACAAUUCAGCUGCUGGAUAUGGACUCUACUGGCUUUGGUCGGGGAUGUCGGGACCUUGGACAACGACAAAAUCAGUAGGAUCAGGGACAUGGCGCAGAAGGCUGCACUUCUCAAAGUACGACUGUACGAAGCCAGCGCUGAUUACCGCCGACAUGAACAUGGCGUCGACGAACAAAAUGACAGCGGGUCUGUAGGCUCUGAUGACAUGUUCCUGUCCUCCCAAGGAAGCGCAAUACCAGACGGCGAGGAAGCCAUGGAUGCCCAAAAAGCACGAGAACGUCUGCUCACACAGCUAGGGGACCGCCUCGUGCAACCCCAUAUGCCGACAACAGACAUCCUUCCAGAUGUCGAGGCACAACGCUCAGAAGUAGGCGGAUCGGAAGACAGGGACGACGAACAUGAAGGUGGUGCUAGUUCUGGUCAGGGAAGCGGGCCUGACUUGAACACACGAGUCACCAUCGAUAUGAUCAUGACGAUUGUGGCAGAGUGCUUUGGGCAAAGAGAUCUUUUGAUGUAUAGACAGCGGUGGUGAGUAGCAGGCAACUUUGCGGCGGAUUUCGGUAGAGAGUUUCGUGAUACCCCACAUAGCAUUCACAUUAGAGUCUCAACUUUUACGUCUUUCA
Parastagonospora nodorum SN15 is the source of this 1414-nucleotide messenger RNA. RefSeq lists its product as hypothetical. The coding region runs from base 1 to 1323 and encodes 440 amino acids. The record is from RefSeq and is a predicted model, not a curated record. The transcript is spliced from 2 exons. Gene Ontology annotation, cellular component: SMN complex; nucleus. NCBI's taxonomy places the organism in Eukaryota, Fungi, Ascomycota, Dothideomycetes, Pleosporales, Phaeosphaeriaceae. Gene Ontology annotation, biological process: spliceosomal snRNP assembly.